UCGGAAUAUCUCUUUCAUCUUCGUUAUUGACAACAAAGGGGAAAUUUGCAUAAUUCUUUUUCAAUUAUCCCCACAAAGAAAUAGGUAAUGGCUAAGUGAUUUCUGUCAGCUUACAGUGAGGUGUUUGUCACUGCAGCAUCAUGGAGGAUGAUCUAUAUUACGGAGAUGGAUUUUCAGAUAUGGCCGAUAUUGAUGAGGAUCUCCUAAGGGCAUAUCUCGAGGGAAAUGAAGUUAACCCAGAAAUUGAAGAGCUCCUUAAAGCAUAUGGCCAAGAAACUCCAGAGGCAUUGUCCCGUGUUACUGUGAAGGAAUUAUGGGAGAAUUGUCUGUCGCCAACAUUUUUCCAGACUGUUGAGAAUCUCUUACCACUUCUUCUGCUCUGUUUUGUCUUUAAACUGAUCUGCUCAUUCUCUAAAUCAGGAUCUGAUGACCAAGAUAUUCCUCCAUGGUUGAUCCAUUUAUCAAGCUUGAUGUUUGGACUACUUGCUCUCCACAUGUUUUUUCAACGUAAUCUCUUCUAUCUGUUACUGUGUAGUGCCCUCGCAUUUGCCGUUCUUGUUAUAACCAAUUGGAGGAACAGAGAUUAUUGCGGCAUCUCACUCUCAAUAUUCAUUAUUGUUUAUAUAGUUGCAUGUGAGUUUCUGAUGGAUAGAAGUGUCUGGCACAGUAUAAGAGGAGCGCAGAUAAUUUUGUCUAUGAAGAUCAUAGGAAUUGCGUUUGACCUCAGUAAUGGAGCGAUGAUUGAGUUUCCGAGUGUAUUUGCCUAUUUUGGAUACAAUUUCUGUGUGGGUACAGUGAUAUUUGGACCAUGGAUUAGCUAUACUGAAUAUAAACAUAUACUGUCACAGCAUAAAAGACCUAUGAGAAUAUUUUGGAUGCUAAAAGUGCUAUUUAGUUUAGUGUGUGCCCUUCUGUGUGUUGUGUGUUCUACAUGCCUUAUCCACUGGCUUAUACUUGACAAUUACUCAAAGUUUAUACCUGAUAGCUACUCUAAAUGGAUAGUUGCUUACAGAGAUGCCCAGUCGUUCAGAUUCAGUCAUUAUUUUGUCAGCUUUCUGUCCGAAGUCACAGUUAUACUGUGUGGCCUUGGUGCUACACAUCUAAAUGAUGAUGUAAGAUGGGACCUGAGAGUGAGUAAGCCGUAUCAUAUAGAGGUGCCAAGAUCAUUAGUAGAGGUUGUCACUAAUUGGAAUCUCCCAAUGCAUACUUGGCUGAAAAAUUAUGUUUUUAAAUCAGCUCGUCCACUAGGAAAUUUUGUAGCAGUUUUUCUUACAUAUAUUGCAAGUGCACUUUUACAUGGUUUAAAUUUUCAACUAGCAGCGGUUUUACUAUCAUUAGGUGUAUAUACUUAUGUAGAAUAUGUAUUUAGAAAUAAAUUAUCUGUUAUAUUCGAUGCAUGUAUAAAAGCGAGACGUUGUAAAGAAGGGUGUGGACAUGCAUAUAAAUAUAGUCAUCCAUAUGUAAUCACAGCUAACUUAAUAUUUGGAAGUGCUGCAGUUUUUCAUUUAGCCUAUCUUGGCCUUAUGUUUGACCACAGUUCUAGCGAAGAAACUGGUUACAGUAUGGAACAUACGCUAGACAAGUGGUCUUCUCUCAACUAUCUUAGUCACUGGGUGAUACUCGGAACAUACCUAUUUCAUCUCAUGAUAUAAUUGGAUUUGAUAAAAGUUGUGACUUUGUCUGUUGUUUGAUUGAACACAAAAUUUUUGACCUUCUGUUUUGUCCAACUUAAGAUCUGCAGACUAUACUUACUCUUCUUCUGUGUGUAUUGAUGUGAUUGGCUAGAACUGACUGGUAUCAUGUGAUCUCUCCUCUGCAUAAUGUGAUUGAAUACAUAAACUUACCUUAUUUUCACCUCUGGUGUAAGUUUAUAGGGUAGACUUUUUAUGAUAUGGCCAUCACUUCUGUUUUCUCAUUGAGUGAAUGUCUCAAAAUUUGUAUCGUGUGAUGUAAAUGUGACACUUUAUAAAUGUAUGUGAUGUAAGUGUUCAUGUGUACAAAAUGUUUAUUGGAUUAAUUAUGUCUCCCACCACACAGUGGUGUGGGAGACAUAUUGAUUUACUCCUGUCUGUGUGUCUGUCUGUCACAAAGCUAGUCUGCACUCUAAGUCGAACAUUUCUCAUCGGAUCUUCACCAAACUUGAACAAAAUGUGUUUGACUAUAAAACCUCAGCUAAGUUUGAUAACUAGCCAAAUUGGCCAAGGAACUUCAGAAUUAUGGCCCUUAAACAUAAUUACCAACAACUACCGGUGCAGCAUUGUAGGCCGGUUACACCACUACCGAUACAGCAUUGUAGACCGAGCCCGGUGCAGCAUUAUAGACCGGUUACUCCAACACUACCAGUACAGCAUUGUAAACUGAUUACUCCAACAUGUGAAUACCAUUAGGCCACAAACAGUAUACAAAGACAGACCUAGUACUCAGAUGAUUAGGCAGUUGUGGGGGACAUGCGCUUUUCUAAAAAGCACCUCUAGUUUCUGUUGAAAUACUUUUUUUGAUAUUUUGAUACUAUUUGCACUGUUUCUUAAGUGUUUCACAGAAACUAUAUUUUGUGCUAUUGUUAAACUGUAUUUACUAUUACUGAGAAUAUUUUAUCUCUAUAGCAUUAUUUACCGUUAUAUAUUUCUACAGUUAUAGACAAGUGCUAGAGUUUAUCUGUUGUUAGAUUUGUUUAUGCACAGACCUAUUUACAGUGUUUUGUGGUAUAUUCUGUCAGUCUGUUUACUAUAAGGGUCUUUCAUUGGUUGAAGGUGCGAAUAGAAAUAUCUGGCUUGAGGGUAACUGUAUAGGCAGUUACGAGGCUCUGCCAAGUUACAACAAAACAGUUACCCCCGAGAGCCAGAUAUUUCCAUCUGCACCUUCAACUAGUGAUGGAUUCUUUUUCUUGCAUGCUGUAUUCUUUAAUUUAUAGAAUAAAUGAAGUAAAAUGAAUGCUUUUCUUUGGAGCACUACUUUAUGAUAGAAGUAUAUAAAUUGACGCAUUUAUUCAUAAAUAAUUCAUAAAUUGCAGCACGAGAGCCCUGGGGUGUAAGACUCGUUUUCCUAGUACCAACAAAAUCUUUGAAAAAUCCUGUCUGGCAUGCAAGAAUAUUUAAUCUUUUUUGUAGUACUAGAGUCAAAAACUUGUUUCUCAGAAAUUCAGAAGUAUGGCACUUUUUAUACUAAGAGUAUUGGACUUUCUUUGCUAAACUUUUGUUUUCGUCCACUUUCCUUGAAUAAGAGCUAUAGAUUUUAAACUUUAAACAUUUAUUUAUCAUCAAGAAUUGAAUAUGGAGGCUGGGGUUCAUAACUCUUUUCUUGCUUAUUGCCUUCCAGCAGGCACUAACAGAAGA
Molecule: messenger RNA, 3332 nt
Organism: Mercenaria mercenaria
Lineage: Eukaryota; Metazoa; Mollusca; Bivalvia; Venerida; Veneridae
Product: protein-serine O-palmitoleoyltransferase porcupine-like
Exons: 15
Coding region: 141-1652 (503 amino acids)
Biological process (GO): lipid modification; Wnt protein secretion; canonical Wnt signaling pathway
Cellular component (GO): endoplasmic reticulum; membrane
Molecular function (GO): Wnt-protein binding; palmitoleoyltransferase activity
Source: RefSeq, a predicted model, not a curated record